UCGUCACGUCCACGCCCCAGUCACCCCACCCCUCCGCCGCCAUCCCGCAAGCGACCGCCGGUGGCCGGCUCGGCGGCCAGGCGCCGUGCCGCCGUCUCCUCCAGCCGCUGCCGUGGCGCCGCCCCCUUCUCCAAGAUGGCAUCCCCUCCGGAAACCUAAAGGCAAAAUCUCCCCAGCGCAUUCUCCGACCGAACCGACGAGCUCCCGACUCCAAGCAUUCCGGCGACGCCAUGGUUCCUCCUAGGAGGGUACCUCCUGUUGCUUUAACUUGCAAGAUGUCCUGGUUUCUUUGGCUAUCGAGAGUGCGGCGCAGGAGGGCGAAGAAUCAGAACACGAGGGCGAGGAAGCGGAACACGAGGGCGGCGGCGGCCGUGACGUUGGAGGAGAUCCGGGCGCUCCCUCCAUCUGCGACGCGACCCUCCUAUCCCCGCGUCCUGCUACAAGGGGCCAGAAGCAUCAAAGAGGCCCAACCGUGGAACUGUGUCAUGUGCGGCUAUGUGAACGAGCUCACGCCUCAUUUGCUGUACAAUCUUCCGGCGUUCCAAUGCACGGGAUGUGGCGCCGACCCCCGUGAGGGUGACACAGAUUUCGGGUUUUCUUUUGCUGACCUUGAUUUUAACAAUGUUUGCCCUAUUGGUCAUGUCAAGCAACAGAAACCAGGAGAAUGCAUUGCAAAUGCACUUGUAUCCUCCGUGGAAAUAAACAAUCGUAUUAUGAUGACAAUCCUGGAACAGCCUCCAAUUAAAAAAGGGCCUAUUCUUGACAUUGAAGAUCUCAAUUUCAAGUACAAGAAAAAAUGGCGUGAAGAAGGCAAGCCGGAAAUGAAAGAUUAUAAUGGUCACUCGUUUCUGACCAUGAUUCGUGUGUUCCAAACUGAUGGUGUGAAGGAAAUGGUUGUGACACAUGAAGAUACCACCAAGUUGCAUAAAAUUUCUGAUUGGGAUUGGAUUAAUGGAGAUGACUUUGUUGCUAUCAGCUCAGCUCUAGCAGAUGGAUAUCCAUUGGUUUUUGGUUUCCUUGUUGGCGAAAAAGUUGCUUACUUAGAGCCUGGUGAAAUUUACAUGCCACCGCCGGAGGACAGUGUUAGUGAUGAUGGCGAGAGGAAACCGGAAAGGCAUUUUGCCGUUUUGGUCGGAGCUCAUCAAGAAAAGAAAGUGAAGUUCUUCUACUUCCUCAAUUGUUGGGAUGAGGAGUUUUGCAAGAGAAGUAAUAAUGAAGGGGAUGGAAUCCGUGGUGGCGUUGGUGCUAUAAGUGCUGAUGGUUUAUGUUUUGGGCCGGUUCAGAUUUUCCGAUUUAACGAGAGGAAGACGCAGGAGGUCCAACAACAGUAAACGAGGUGGAUUUCUUUAUUUGAACUGUAACGGCUGGGAGGCUAACAAUGAGAAUAGGAGAUUUGUGGCCUGAAGCGGUUGCUGGAACUUGCAGGCAGGCAAUGGAUGGUUUCACAUGAUCACUUUUGUAAUAGGAUUGAACUAGGAUGAUGAUCGUCAGAACUCUCUGGUGGAGGCGGUUUUGUCUGUAGAAAAGAAGUUACUGCUCUCAUCUGCAAAUGGAGUGUGGUGUAUGUCGGGAAGCUUGGAAUUAGGUCCAGGAAUGUACUCUCUUCUGAAUGAUUUUGACAAACCGGGGGGCAUGGACUGAGUUCAGUACCUAAAGAUCACUGAAGAUUUUAUUGAAUAUGAUUGUGGUGAGAUAUGUUUUUUUUUAUUGUAGUCAUGCCGCUUCCAGGUCCAUCUUAUUCAGGCAAAUCUAAUAUGAAUGCGUGCAUUUUUUUUA
Molecule: messenger RNA, 1776 nt
Organism: Brachypodium distachyon (stiff brome)
Lineage: Eukaryota; Viridiplantae; Streptophyta; Magnoliopsida; Poales; Poaceae
Exons: 6
Coding region: 231-1331 (366 amino acids)
Source: RefSeq, a predicted model, not a curated record